AUGUUGACAUAUCUUGUGAGAGAAUUUGGAUGCUGCGAAGAGCCUCGUACUCCAUGCAGAAUGGAAAGGAUUAUCAUCGACAAUUUCGCAGCCAUAUUGCGAGAGGCCAAGCUGAACAACCUCGAAAUUGAAGCAGAAGAAGAAACUAUCGUUGAGGAGAUGGGAGAUGACCCUUUGUGGACGGCAGAUGAUGGUGAAUGGGGAAGCAAAGGGGAAGGUUCCAUCAGAUGCGGUGAAAUUAAAGUUUCAGAGGAAAUGGUGUGUACCUAUUUUUUUCAAAUAUGA
Molecule: messenger RNA, 285 nt
Organism: Cylicostephanus goldi
Lineage: Eukaryota; Metazoa; Nematoda; Chromadorea; Rhabditida; Strongylidae
Source: the annotation of a GenBank genome assembly